GAAGACGGAAAGACACACACACAGAGAGAGAGAGAGAGAGAGAGAGAGAGAGAGAGAGAGAAGAGAGGAAGAAAGAAAGAGAGGCUCACGGUUCUCCUUGUUCCUACGUUGUAAUCCAUGGCGUCAACGAGUCAACGACCCCUCCUCAUCGCCCUCCUAACCCUCUCGAUCUUCGCAAUCUCAGCCACCGCAACAAGGCCCUGCAAGACCCUCUUCAUUUCCUCCUACUCCUUCUCCCUCCGCCGCCUCCCCUCCUCCUCUUCCUCCUCCGGCUUCGUCACCGUCGUCACCGAGAUCAGCCGACUCCGCCCCGUCCGCUACGACGACCUCGUCAUCCAACCCCACGAAGAAGAUGAUAAGCGAACUCAGGCGGCGUCGCUCUUUCCCUUGAUCGGAACGACGUCGGCCUCCUCCUCGUCCUACGACCUCAACUCUCUCCGCGAUCGCACCAGGGACAUCCUGAGCAUCGUCGUUUCUCUGCUCUUCGGCGUCGGCUGCGGCGCUCUCACCGCAGCUACCAUGUACUUGGCUUGGUCCGUCUUCUUCAGUCGCUACGACAAUGGCUCUGCGUCUUCCUUCGAUGACGAUUUCUAUGACGCCAGCCCUAAGAAAAUAGGUUAUGUAAAGAUUCCGGAGGUGGCCGCGGACUCCGUGCCAACACCACCGUCCCCAGUCAAGGAAGCCGCCGCGGUGUGAAUAUGACGAUUAUAGCAAAUUGGUAAUUCCAUAAAUAGUUUAUAAUUUAAAAAAAUGUUGCCUUUGGAUGAUGGGCACGUUGUGACUGUGUUGUGGAUUCGUGAUAAAAUAAGCUUAUAUCGGACGCUGUGGUAUGUAUUUAUCAUUUUAUGACUAAAAUAUUGGCUCUUGCUCUUUCUCUAUAUAUUAUCUGAAUAUGAUACAUUUGGGCUGUUGUUGUACUCUAUUA
Molecule: messenger RNA, 925 nt
Organism: Prunus dulcis (almond)
Lineage: Eukaryota; Viridiplantae; Streptophyta; Magnoliopsida; Rosales; Rosaceae
Exons: 1
Coding region: 118-696 (192 amino acids)
Source: RefSeq, a predicted model, not a curated record